Messenger RNA from Amaranthus tricolor (Joseph's coat), 1558 nucleotides. Its product is annotated as zinc finger protein CONSTANS-LIKE 5-like. Bases 236 to 1369 code for a protein of 377 amino acids. Gene Ontology annotation, molecular function: protein binding; zinc ion binding. The record is from RefSeq and is a predicted model, not a curated record. Gene Ontology annotation, biological process: regulation of flower development; regulation of photoperiodism, flowering. The transcript is spliced from 2 exons. NCBI's taxonomy places the organism in Eukaryota, Viridiplantae, Streptophyta, Magnoliopsida, Caryophyllales, Amaranthaceae. Gene Ontology annotation, cellular component: nucleus.
AAUAAAUAUUCAUACUGUUAACAGCUUGUCGAUAAUAAACAAGAAAAUGAUAUUUUGAAAAUCCAUUUACAUGGCUACUGUUGAUCCACAUGUCACAUUUGUCCUCGUCAGCAACAAACUAUCUCCCUUCCCAAUUACCAAAACAAAAUCCCUCCAUUCUCAUCCCCUUAAAAUCUAACUUCACUCAAAUCUUUCAAUCAUUUUAACCUUCUCUCUUCCUUCUCUCUAACCAACCAUGGCUGUCAAUGAUGAUAAUAACACCAUCAAAGGCUUGUUAUCAGGCAGACCAUGUGACACUUGCAAUACCGCAUCUGCUUUGCUUUAUUGUAAAGCAGAUGCUGCCUUCUUGUGUGGAACUUGCGACGCCAAGAUCCACACAAGUGUUCGGGUCCAUGAACGUGUUUGGCUGUGCGAGGUUUGUGAGCAGGCGCCUGCAUUUGUCACGUGCAAGGCUGAUGCGGCGACGUUGUGCUCGUCGUGUGACCAUGACAUUCAUUCGGUUAACCCGUUGGCUCAUCGCCAUGAGCGUAUUCCUGUCACUCCCUUCCUUGACUCUGCUGUUGAAGCUGUCACUGCUCGCUCAAUCGAAUCUGUUGCUGCCACCUCUGCCUUCCUUGUACCUGACGAUCUCGACAAUAUUCCUGCUCUUUCUGCGUUUGUUGAUGAUGUUGUAGAAGACGAUGCUGAUGCGUGGUUGAUACCAAAUCCGAACAGUACUUUUCUGUACAAUGAUUCUGAUGUACUGAAUUUUAGCCAUGGUUGUCAGAAUGUGGUAAAAUCAUUGCAAUUUCAGCAGCAAGAUAUCAAACCGAUUGUUGAUGAGAAUCGUACUUACGCAUUUACUGAAAGUGUUGUUCCUACACAUUCACAAUCGCAAGGUACUAAUAACAACAAAUUCGCCAUGGAUACGGAUUCUUCCUUCUUCGAGAAAUGCUUCAACAUCGAUUUCACUCAACCAGAUAAAUUCCACAAGAAAAACAUCAACAGUGAACUCUUCUCCGCAUUCAGCAAUUGCGAUUACCAAAGUAUUUCGUCAUCUGACAUUGGAGUAGUACCAGAUUCAAAUACAAAUACAAAUACAAAUUCCAUGUCUUCAGAGGUUUCUUAUUCGUUUGCCAGAUCUUCAGCGAGUAACGGCAGAUCAUCAAAUGGAGCUCCAGUGAUGGAUAGAGAAGCUAGGGUGUUGAGGUACAGAGAAAAGAGGAAGAAUAGGAAGUUCCAGAAAACGAUUCGUUAUGCUUCUAGAAAAGCUUACGCUGAAACGCGUCCUAGAAUCAAAGGACGUUUCGUUAAACGUACUGAUUAUAGCGAAAUGUCCGAGUUUGAUUUCGCGGCUGAUAGUGAAUACGGCGUCGUCCCAGUAUUCUAAUAUUGUAAAUUAUAGUUAGCUUUAAAGUUUUCAAACGUGAAUUCAACUUUUGAAGUAAGAAAUGAAAAUUCACGGGUUUAAUUACGUCUUCUAUCUGUAACACUAUUUAUUUUUCAUUAUAUAUUUGUAAUGAUAUGUAAUAUUAAUUCUACUAUUUUAGAAUUUAUUGGAAUAAAUUAUUCUAUUUCA